This is a messenger RNA of Medicago truncatula (barrel medic), 375 nucleotides long. RefSeq lists its product as uncharacterized. Bases 1 to 375 code for a protein of 124 amino acids. Lineage: Eukaryota; Viridiplantae; Streptophyta; Magnoliopsida; Fabales; Fabaceae. The transcript has a single exon. The record is from RefSeq and is a predicted model, not a curated record.
AUGCAAAUGAAAGUUAUUGGAUUUGAGACAGUCAAAGAGUUAUACAAAGAUGAUCCAGAUUUUCAAAAGUUUUGGAAUGCCACUGAUUCACAAUCCUCUCAGGACUACUACAGACAUGAGGGAUUUUUGUUCAAAGGAAAAACCUUAUGUAUUCCUCAGUGCUCUCUACGUGAAGCCAUUAUUUGGGAAGCCCAUGAUGGAGGAUUAACAGGUCAUUUUGGACGAGAUAAAAUUGUUGCUUUAGUGAAAGAAAAUUUCUAUUGGCCAAGACUUGAAAGAGAUGUCUACAAACAUAUUCAAAGAUGUCGAGUCUGCCAUUUGGCCAAGGCCAAAAGCCAAAACACUGGUUUUUACAUGACACUCCCUGUUCCAUAA